CCGGAGGCCUCCGCAAUGCCUGCCCCUGCCUCUCAGCCCCCUCUUCCUUGUGCUUUCCUGCUGCUGACGCUAUUGCUGCAACUCACAGCAGCGGCAGCACAGGAGGAGCUGCGGGUGACUCAGCCUGACCGCUGGGCGUCGGUGGCAGAGGGAAACACGGUCACUCUGCGCUGCACCAUGAACACCCUAGUGCCCGUGGGGCCCACGAAGUGGUUCAGGGGGGCUGGGCCAGACCGGAAGGAGAUCUACAGCUUCAAGGGAGGCCACUACCCCCGAGUCACAAACGUCUCAGACACCACAAAGCGAAACAACACGGACUUUUCCAUCCGCAUCCGUGACAUCACCCCAGCGGACGCCGGCACCUACUACUGCGUCAAAUUCCGGAAGCAGGGUGGCGAUGACGUGGAGUUUAAGUCUGGAGGAGGCACGCAGGUGUCUGUGAGUGCCAAGCCCUCCACCCCGAAGGUGUCGGGGCCUGGGGCGAGGGCCACCCCGGAGCAGACAGUGGACUUCACGUGUGAGUCCCACGGCUUCUCCCCCCGCAACAUCAGCCUGAAAUGGUUUAAAAACGGGAAUGAGCUCCCGGCCUUCCAGACCAGCGUGUACCCCGCGGGAGAAAGCGUCUCCUACAACGUCACCAGCACUGCCAAGGUGGCCCUGGCUUCCAGCGAUGUGCACUCCCAGGUCAUCUGCGAGGUGGCCCACAUCACCCUGCAGGGAGGCCCCCCUCUCCGUGGGACUGCCAACCUGUCUGAGACCAUCCGAGGUAGACAACCACACCCCACCCCAUGCUGCCCACACCUGGCUGCCGUGCCUGCCCCCUGCUGGCUUUGCUCUGGGGCCUGAGUUGCUGCCUCUAAUUCCCAGCAGCCCUGUCCACUGACCCUGGACCAGUCUACCCAGUGACUAGGGUGCCAGUCACUGUCCUUUGAGUGGCAGCUGCCAGGUCAACCCCGGUUGCACGCCAAGUGCUAUGCCAGUAAC
Messenger RNA from Lepus europaeus (European hare), 984 nucleotides. RefSeq names its product signal-regulatory protein beta-1-like. The record is from RefSeq and is a predicted model, not a curated record. Lineage: Eukaryota; Metazoa; Chordata; Mammalia; Lagomorpha; Leporidae. Gene Ontology annotation, biological process: positive regulation of phagocytosis; positive regulation of T cell activation. The transcript is spliced from 3 exons. Bases 16 to 846 code for a protein of 276 amino acids. Gene Ontology annotation, cellular component: plasma membrane.